GGUCUUGUUUUGGCCAAAAAUAAAGCAAGGUUUGAAAUUUCUGAAUUUAUCUCUAAUGGGUAGCAGAAAACUGGUGCGAGAUUUCUUUCUAUCCAAGCAACUCCUUUCUCUGCAGCUAAAAUCAUACCAGGCUUCGAAUAUGAGGCUGCGAUUGCUCUCUGAAAAUGGACUUUUGGGUUCUCGUGGAUUCAGUGUCUUCAAUGAGUUCUCAAAGAAAGUCAAAGGAGAAGUUAAAAGUAAUAUGGAUUUCCAGCAGUCAGUCAAGGAACUCAAGGAGAAAGCAGGUGAGCUGAAAGAGGUGAAAGAAGAACUAAAAGUCAGAACGAAGCAGACAGCGGAGCAGUUGUACAAGCGUGCAGACAGCGUGUGGGUAGAAGCUGAAUCUACUGCGAAGAAGGUUACUGCCAAUGUAAAGGAGAAGAUUUCAGCUGCCACGGAAGAGGUCAAGGAGAGCCUUGGAAUAAGACAGCAAGAGUCAUCUGGAUCCUCCAACACCUCAGCUAAAUCUGAUUCUGCUGCGAUGGAUGAAGACAGUACUACAUCUGGAAAAGAAAAUUCCCAGCAAUCUGAAUCUGUUGAUGCUAAAGAAUCAUUAUUUGGCAGAUUUAGGUCUGGUGUUUCUUCUGCUUCUCCUAGAGUUUUUGAAGCCUUUCAAAAAUUGAAGGAUGCAAAGGUCAUUGACUUAGCCAAGAAGGGCUAUGACACAGUAAAAGAUGAGUUAAAUGGUAACCCUGCUAAGAGAAGGCACGUGCAAAAUGUAACUUCCUCUACAUCAACAGGAGAACGAAGUACGAGAACUGACAUUGUUGUUGUACCCACAAAGCAGUCAAAGUGGGGUAAGAAGUGGGGAGCAUUUAAAAUGAAGAUGCAAGGUCAUCCUGUAUUCAAGCGCAUAAGUGGGAUCGGUGAGCCUGUUGUAACAAAGGGUCAGGAGUUUGCAGAGGACUUGCGGGAACGUUGGGAAACUAGUGAUCAUCCGGUUGUUCAUAAAAUACAAGAUAUCAAUGAAACAGUUUUUGGAGAAACAACAGCUGCGUUAUGUUUCAAGGAGAUACGUCGUCGAGAUCCCUCUUUUUCUUUACCGGAGUUUGCAGCUGAAGUUCAGGAAAUGAUAAAGCCAACCCUGAAUGCUUAUAUCAAGGGUGACGUGGAAACACUGAAGAAGAACUGUAGUCCUGGAGUGCUUGAACGUUGUAAAGCAGAGCAUAGAGCUUAUGAAAGCCAGGGUAUUUUCUUUGACAAUAAGAUUUUACAUAUAUCUGAGGUGGAAGUUAGAGAGACCAAACUUAUGGGAAGCUCUCCCAUAAUCAUUGUAGCUUUUCAAACACAACAAAUCUACUGUGUGCGAGAUAGACAUGGUUCCAUAACAGAAGGGGGAAAGGAUACAAUUCACACUGUAUACUACGCGUGGGCUAUGCAGCAAAUGGAUGUAGAAGAGCUUGGGGAAGGUGCCUUCUACCCAGUAUGGAGGUUAAGAGAAAUGCAACAACUUGGUGUCCAGGCUCUCAUCUAGUGGUUGUUAUCGUCUUUAACUGACAUGGUUUCUAUUCCUUGGGUUUUUGUUUCCAUCUCCAGGGAAAAUCAUGAUAGUUAUCUUCAAUUUAUGUAGAGGGUAGAAUAAGAACAAUGAGAAAAUUU
This is a messenger RNA of Telopea speciosissima, 1638 nucleotides long. Its product is annotated as mitochondrial import inner membrane translocase subunit TIM44-2-like. Gene Ontology annotation, molecular function: protein-folding chaperone binding. Gene Ontology annotation, biological process: protein import into mitochondrial matrix. NCBI's taxonomy places the organism in Eukaryota, Viridiplantae, Streptophyta, Magnoliopsida, Proteales, Proteaceae. Gene Ontology annotation, cellular component: mitochondrial inner membrane. The transcript has 14 exons. The record is from RefSeq and is a predicted model, not a curated record. The coding region runs from base 56 to 1513 and encodes 485 amino acids.